UUCUUUGCAAAUCUUUGAAACGGCGCCGUUUUUUUUUUCUUCAAAAAGAAAACCCAGCGCAUAACACCCCUACCCCCAACCCUUUUUCACUCUCUCGCACCCAGCAGAAAACCCUAAUCUUCUCUUCGAAUACGAAGAACAGCCACCAUCCUUCUCUCCCUUCUCUCUCUGUCGCCCUCUCUGUCCGAGCUCUCUCUGUCGCUGCUCCUCGCCGUGGGUAGUCGCCGCUUCUCUGCUCCUCGCCGUGGGUCGUCGCCGCUUUUCCCCUCCUCCCCGUGCGUCGUUUCUGCUUCUCCCCUCAUCGCCGGCGUGGAGUCUCUAGUCUCUGCUUCAACCCUCUCAGGUCUCAGGUCUCAGCUCGAGUCAGAGACAUGGACGAGAUUAAUCGAUGGGCAGACAUCGAUGAAAAUUUGUUGAAAGAAAUUUCAAAACGGUUCCAUGCCUACGAUGAUUACAUCCAACUUCGAUUGGUUUGCAAAGAGUGGAGCUUGAAACUUCCAAAGAUUCCCAAUGGAAACAAAAUUCCGUGGUUAUUGUUACCUGACGAAACUGUCAAGAAUCAUUCAUACGAAGACGAGGAGAUUUAUCAUCUCAUGCAAUUAGCUGCUGCAGAUGAUGAAACUCUUGAUACUUGCGCCCUUGAAGAGAAAGAUAUUUACCAUGUCAAGCUGCCAGAGAUGCAGUCGGACAACAAGUUCAUCCGCGGUUCUGGUCAUGGAUGGUUUAUUGUCCAAUCCAUAUCUGAUGGCACUAUGCAAAUGUUAAAUCCAUUUACAAAUCGUAGAUCGUAUCUUCCUCCAGUCUCAGCUUUUCCCGAUAUAAUUGAUUACCAGCCUGAUAAUCAUGGGGAUGAAUACACACUGUGGGAUUUUCGUGACAUUAGGAGCACCAUGGAAAGAGAUUUAGUGCAUAGACGCCAUGUUUAUAAGGUUAUUAUAAACUCAUCUCCUGAGCAUGACAUUGAAAAUUUUAUGGCGGUAGUGAUAUUCGGACCUAACCGGAGACUGGCCUUUUACAAGCCUGGCAAUAUGAGAUGGGUAGAAUUUCCGACAAGAGAUAAGAGGUUUGAUGAUGUAAUAUUUUUCCAAGAAAAGAUAUAUGCCAUAAACAAUUACGGGCAGCUAUAUGAAUUUGAUACAAAGACAAGAGCAGGGCUCAAGGGAGGAAUCCAUGAAACCAGACCUCCAUCUAAAAUUUUCUUAAGCCCUCUCAGGCAUAAAUAUCUUAUUGGGUGCCCCAAUGGAAGCUUAUUGAUGUUGGUAAGACAUAUAGAGAAAAAAGGCAAAGAAUUUGAAACUUCUAAAUUCGAUAUCUAUGAGUUAAAAAGAAACAGGAAAAAAUGGUCAACAUUAGAUAAUUUAGGUAAUUAUAUACUAGUGAUUGGAUUUAAUUCUUCUGUUCAAAUUCCUGUGCCUUAUCUAAGCAAAGGAAAUCAGAUUUGGUUUACGGAUAACCUAUCAUUAUAUUACGGUCCUGUUGCUCAAGAUAUCGGCAUCUUUGACUUGGACCAUGGAAGUUUCCAGAGAGUAUUGUUAGCGGUGAAGUUCCUUUGUCCUCCUGUUUGGUUGUUGCCCUAAUUCAUACUCUUUAAGCUUUUGUCUUUGUACUUUAAUCUUGUCAAAUUUCAAGUCUCUUAAUUUAUUUAGACGAUUUGUUAUAUAUCCUUGAAUAUUAGGUCUUCAAAUUCUAACUGUACCAUUCUCCAUGUAUGUUGAAUAUAUGUUUUCAAAUUAUUAUUAAAGCACUAGUUUGUGCGUUAUUCAGAUUUAGAUUUAAUUUAGAGAAUUAUUAGAGGGCGAGUAUAAUUUUAUUAAUUUUAGCCAACAUUUGUAAUGAAAUGAAAAUGCCGGACUUGGUUAAUCUGGUGUAUAACUUUUUUGAGGGAUGCUAGAGUGAGAGAUUCAACAUUUAUUGUUUUAAAAAACUCUCAUGUCUUGUAUUUUAAUAAAUGUCCUUUCAAAAUUCAUUUGGUAUAUGUCAAACCAGAUGAUGUGAGGAGUUAUUUUUAUGGAAUAUCAAAUAAGGGGUUGUAUGUACCAUUACAAGUCUCAUGAACCGAGAUAUUAAGUGUGUGUGAUAUUAAGUGUGUGUUUGGAUUAUAGUUUACACUUAG
Messenger RNA from Arachis ipaensis, 2113 nucleotides. RefSeq names its product putative F-box protein At5g60060. NCBI's taxonomy places the organism in Eukaryota, Viridiplantae, Streptophyta, Magnoliopsida, Fabales, Fabaceae. The record is from RefSeq and is a predicted model, not a curated record.